Messenger RNA from Pan troglodytes (chimpanzee), 1273 nucleotides. RefSeq names its product NFIL3 like basic leucine zipper (gene NFILZ). The transcript has a single exon. Gene Ontology annotation, molecular function: DNA-binding transcription factor activity; DNA binding. The record is from RefSeq and is a predicted model, not a curated record. Gene Ontology annotation, cellular component: nucleus. Lineage: Eukaryota; Metazoa; Chordata; Mammalia; Primates; Hominidae. The coding region runs from base 242 to 1273 and encodes 343 amino acids. Gene Ontology annotation, biological process: circadian rhythm; regulation of DNA-templated transcription.
AGUCAUCCUUCUGUCUCCCUCUGGGUUUCCAAGAAUCUUACCUUGGAACUCCAAUUGAACUGAGCCCUGGGCUUGUCUGCUGACCUUCUCAACAGUAAGGAGAACACCCCUGGAAGAGCAUGUGUCCUUCUGAGGGUACAGGGUUGAACCAGCUCUUCAUGAUGACUGUGGUCUGCUCUUAAGCCUUUCUAGCCGUUUCUUGUUUUGUGGCCUCACCCAAUCUUCACUGGGCAUCAAACCGAUGAAGAUCGAACCUUGGUCUCCAGCUCAGUUCCAACUCCACCUGUCCCCUCCAUGGGUGAUGGUGGAGACAAAGGAUAAAUUAGAGAAAGGGGUCAUCCAGGUCCACCCUUUGCCAUUACCCCAAGAACUCUUUCCUUUUUCCCAGGUUCUCCAAGCAGCUAUGGAUGUGGGUUUCUCGGGCCUGCCAGAUGUGUCUCAGAGUCAUAGCAAGACCUUGUGGGGGGCUCGGGGCAGGGGCCCCUCCAUACGUCGCCAGCGGGAGUUCAUGCCAGAAGAAAAGAAGGACACAGUUUACUGGGAGAAGCGGAGGAAGAACAAUGAAGCAGCCAAGAGAUCCAGGGAAAAGCGACGUCUCAAUGAUGCAGCCAUUGAGGGCAGGCUGGCUGCACUGAUGGAGGAGAAUGCCCUGCUCAAGGGUGAGCUGAAGGCGCUCAAGCUUCGCUUUGGCCUCCUGCCCCUGACUGGUGGGCCCCGGGCCUUGCCCCUGCAGGCUCUGCUAUUGGAAGCCCCCUGGACUGGAGACCCCCGGCCUGGGGCUGAAGCACUCUCAUCCUUGUCUGGCUCUCACAGCUGUCUCUUAAGGCCAUGUUCCCUGGAUGCUGGGAUUCCAGGAUGUCGGGGCUGCCUGCUGGCUCCCAGAUGGACUGGCUUGGCCACUUCUCCUAGGUCCCCCCAAGAGUCUGCAUCUCCUACCCUCAACAGAAUUGACAUGGCCUUGCAGACUGCCCUCCCACCUGCCCUCUUCAGCUGUCACCUCUUGGAGGGGCAUGUAGGGUCCAGACCAGAGCUCAGACCCUGCUGGGGGCUGUGGUCACCAGUGCCCUCUGGAUGCCGGGCUUCAGGGCCAUCAGAUGUGUUGCUGACACCCACUGCUGAUCCCAUGGGUCUGUCUCCUGGGGUGACCUGCCCUGUCCCAGGGAACAGUCCUGAGGGUCUGGGUCAGCCCUCUCUGCCCCACAAACUGCGCAUCAAGUCCCGAGCCUCAGGCAGGGUACCUCGUGGCUGGGAGGGUGGUCAGGCGCCCCUCUGA